AUGCAUUUGAUAAUAAGAAGCGAGAUUGCGCUACGCAUCAUAACGUCCAAUGAAACCUGCCUUGUUGUCAUCAUCGUUCCAUGGGAUUGCGCUAAAGAACAGAUCCGGCUUCUCACCGAUUUCAACAUGACCUUGGACACCAAUACGCCGUUUGCAGACUCUGCCUACUAUUUCCAACACAGAUUCAACUGCGGGCCAAAUAUUAGGACCAACAACCAAAUAAACCAAUAUGUUCUUCUUGAUGGAGCAUUCGCAGAGACGUUGGUCGUUUCAUAG
Messenger RNA from Microthlaspi erraticum, 276 nucleotides. NCBI's taxonomy places the organism in Eukaryota, Viridiplantae, Streptophyta, Magnoliopsida, Brassicales, Brassicaceae. The record is from the annotation of a GenBank genome assembly.